Aspergillus viridinutans is the source of this 2166-nucleotide messenger RNA. RefSeq names its product transient receptor potential ion channel family protein. The transcript is spliced from 2 exons. Bases 1 to 2166 code for a protein of 721 amino acids. NCBI's taxonomy places the organism in Eukaryota, Fungi, Ascomycota, Eurotiomycetes, Eurotiales, Aspergillaceae. Gene Ontology annotation, biological process: transmembrane transport; fungal-type cell wall biogenesis. The record is from RefSeq and is a predicted model, not a curated record.
AUGCGGUUAAUAUCGCUAAUCAUCAGUUUGUUCGUCGCUUUUCUCACAACACCGCUUGUGGCUGCGACUAAGCUCAUCGAGUCCAAUGCCCUGAACCUGUGUCAAGACAGUUCGAACUUUACAGCAACCUUCUUCAGUGUCACCUUCACGCCCAACAAUCGAACAUUAGCCUUUGCCUUUGAUGGAGUCGCUGCGAUCUCCGGUAAGGUUACCGCUGAGCUUGUUCUCACUGCCUAUGGAUAUGAAGCACUCAGGAAAGAGCUGGACCCUUGCGAAAUGAAUCUGGCGGGUCUUUGCCCAAUGAACGCUGGUCCCAUCGAUGUCCCCAGCGCCAAUGUCGUCGUGUCAGAGGAUGUGGCUAAACAGAUCCCUGGCAUCGCAUACACGGUUCCUGAUCUUGAUGCCAAGGUCCGGAUCUAUAUCAACUCAACAGACACUGGCAAGAGUAUCACUUGCAUUGAAGCUAGUCUGUCGAACGGCAAGACGGUUUACCAGAAAGGCGUCGGUUGGUCAACAGCCAUCAUCUCCGGGUUGGGUCUUGCUGCUUCCGCAAUAACCUCUGGUCUCGGUCACUCAAAUACGGCCGCUCAUGUCGCAGCCAAUGCGCUCUCUCUUUUCAGCUUCAUGCAGUCGCAGGCUAUGUUCGGCAUGAUCUCGGUUUCAAUGCCGCCAAUCGUCGAAGCAUGGACGCAGAAUUUCCAAUGGAGUAUGGGUAUCAUCCACGUUGGGUUCCUGGAGACCCUUUGUACUUGGUAUCAACGAUCAACCGGUGGAACGCCUUCAACCCUUCUUUCCGAGUUGUCUACCACUUCCGUCGAAGUCUUGAAACGCCGAAAACGUUCUCUUGAAGCUACAACGAACCUGGUGAAAAGGGGCGUCAACGAAAUCGUGAAAAGAUCUACUGCCGCCAACGACGCGGCUACUUCCUCAACCGUCGUCGUGCGCGGCAUUGACCGUGUCGGUUUCGUAGCAGGCAUUGAACAGACCAAUAUCUUCCUUACAGGUUUGAUCUUCUUUGUCUUCUUCGUCUUCAUAGUGAUGGUCAUUGUCGCUCUCUUCAAAGCCGGGUGUGAGAUCCUCGCCAAGAAUGGAAGGAUGAAGAGUGACAAGUUCUCUGAUUUCCGGAAUGGCUGGAAAGUCGUGGCACGAGGCAUCUUGUUCCGACUGACCCUGAUUGGUUUUCCCCAGAUGUGCGUGCUGUGUCUCUGGGAAUUUACCCAGCAUGACUCCGCCGCUGAGAUGGUACUGGCGGUUAUCAUGUUUCUGUCAGUGCUCGGUGCUCUGGGCUGGGCUGCUUUCAAAGUGAUCCUCCUGGCCAAGCGGUCGGUUGUCAUGCACAAGAACCCAGCCUACAUCCUCUACUCUGAUCCCACAUGCUUGAACAAGUGGGGAUUUUUGUACGUGCAAUACCGUGCGACUGCCUACUACUUCGUGGUGCCGUUCCUGGUGUAUCUUCUUGUCAAGGGCAUGUUCAUUGGUCUUGGUCAGCCCGCUCCUGUUGUACAGACCGUCGCCCUGGUCAUCAUCGAGGCCGCCAUGCUCAUUGCCGUCAGCGUUCUGCGGCCUUGGAUGGACAAAAAGACGAACAUCUACAACAUUACUAUUGCCGCCAUCAACUUUGUCAAUGCUAUCUUUUUGCUGUUUUUCUCGGAGGUAUUCAAUCAACCAGGAAUCGUGACUGGUGUCAUGGGCGUUAUCUUCUUCGUUUAUAACGCGGUUUUCUCGCUGAUUCUAUUGAUUCUGGUGCUUAUCGCAUCCAUCUACGCCAUUGUAUCGAAAAAUCCCGAUACCCGUUACCAGCCCAUGAGAGACGACCGCGGCUCCUUUAUCAAGUCGCAGAGCCAAUUGACUACGGAGUUGGAUGCGCUAGGUGCCACUGCACGUGGUGAUGUCAAGGACACGUCGUACAAGUCGAGUCCCUUCGACGAUGACAAUGGUUCUUUCUCAAGCGGCAACGGAGCCAGCAUUGGACGUCAGAAUCUCCUCGCAUCUCAUGAUACGACGCCGCACCGGCAAGCCCCAGUUUCUCCAGUUGAUCCUUCGGUACCUCUAUUCCCCAGCGAUGGACGAGGGCCGCCUAGUUAUGGACGUUCACCAUCGCCAAUUCCCUACCGCGCUCAGCACAACGCAAGUCCGUGGCAAAGAGGGGCCGGGUAUGACCAUUAG